This is a messenger RNA of Dioscorea cayenensis subsp. rotundata (Guinea yam), 1265 nucleotides long. Its product is annotated as B-cell receptor-associated protein 31-like. The record is from RefSeq and is a predicted model, not a curated record. Gene Ontology annotation, cellular component: endoplasmic reticulum; endoplasmic reticulum membrane. NCBI's taxonomy places the organism in Eukaryota, Viridiplantae, Streptophyta, Magnoliopsida, Dioscoreales, Dioscoreaceae. Bases 304 to 960 code for a protein of 218 amino acids. Gene Ontology annotation, biological process: intracellular protein transport; endoplasmic reticulum to Golgi vesicle-mediated transport. The transcript has 2 exons.
CUCUAUCUCUCUCCAUUGCUACAACCCUUUUUGCCUUCUAAAGCUUGGGAAGCAGUCCAUUGAUCUUUUCAAUGGAGAAUGAUUUUGUCUGAUCUCUGUUCUAGCUUCCCAAAAUCUCAUCUUUCUCCAUCUCCAACCCUCAAAUUCCUCUUCAACUAUCAAAAGAAGCAAUCUUUUGUCUUCAAAGUGGGUGUUUUUGUGUCUUGAUCUUGGAUUUGUGAUCCAUGAGAGCUGUUUUCCUUUCAAAAUUACAAAAUUUCUCCAGAUAUCAAAGAUUUGGGUGUUGAUCUUUAGUCUGUGAGGAUGAUUCAGUUGUUGUUCUUGGUGCUGUUCUUGGAGGGCGCUGUGGCACUGUUGAUGAUGGUGAAGAUUGGGCCUCUGAGGGAGCUGACCAUGAGAGGGCUGGAUCAGCUCAAGGCCGGGAAGGGGCCGGCGACUGUGAAGACGCUGGCCUGCACCAUGUCGGUCAUCUUCUUGUCGAGUAUCGCCAACAUUCUGAAGAUCCAGAACCGGGGAGCUAAGCUUGGGACUGUGACGCCCAUGGAUCAGGUCUUGUGGAGAACUCAUCUUCUUGAGGCCUCUUUGAUUGGUUACAGUCUAUUUCUUGCAUUAGUGAUUGAUCGGUUGCACUACUACCUUAGGAAGCUGAGCAAUCUGAAGAAAAAAGCCGGAGUUUCAAAUGAGGAAGUUGAAAAGAUUAAAAAAGAGCAUCUUCAUUGGAAAGAAAACGAAGAGAAAGCUUCCGUGGAAAUAAAAAAAAUGCAGGAAGAAAUUGCAACCUUAACAGAGAAGCUACAGAAGACAAAGAGUGAAUUCCAAGAGCAGGAGAAGCGGGCAACAUCGGCUGAAGCCCAUGUGGUGGCCCUCCAGAAACAAUCUGAAGAACUGCUUCUAGAGUACGAUCGCCUUUUGGAGGACAACCAGGUCCUUCAGGCCCAGGCUCUAUCUUACAGAGGUUAAACAUCUGAUCAUUUCAAGGCUUCUGCGUAUCGAAGUGCAGGAACAAAUCAUGCUGUAAUUGUUGUUUGAUCCCUGCUGUGGGAGAUGACCCUCAAGUUUAGGAUUGAUGCUUACUGUUGUAUCGGUUUUGGUUAUGUACGAAAAGUCAGUGCCUACUUGUGCCUCGUGUUUGAUUAAUUUAUUUUAGUGCGCUGUGUGUUUUGGAAUGUACACGGUAACGUUGUGUUUUUAGAUGGCUCUCAAGUUUAUAUUCAAUCAGAAGACGAUAUUUUGUUGAAUGAAAAACAGAAAUUCAUCUUGUUUCA